This is a messenger RNA of Leptidea sinapis, 4030 nucleotides long. It is a transcript of the gene Dhc93AB, whose product is annotated as dynein beta chain, ciliary-like. Gene Ontology annotation, biological process: microtubule-based movement. Bases 211 to 2991 code for a protein of 926 amino acids. Gene Ontology annotation, cellular component: dynein complex. Lineage: Eukaryota; Metazoa; Arthropoda; Insecta; Lepidoptera; Pieridae. The record is from RefSeq and is a predicted model, not a curated record. The transcript has 17 exons. Gene Ontology annotation, molecular function: dynein light intermediate chain binding; minus-end-directed microtubule motor activity; dynein intermediate chain binding.
ACGAUACCACAAUUGCAAUUUGGCAAAAUGAGGGUUUGCCUUCAGAUCGAAUGAGCACUGAAAAUGCAACCAUACUAUCAAACUCAGAUCGUUGGCCACUUAUGAUAGAUCCUCAGAGCGAUCAAAAUUGGUGACAAAGAGAUUGAGUACAGUUCCAACUUUAGGUUGAUUUUGCACACAAAAUUAGCAAAUCCUCACUACAAACCGGAAAUGCAGGCCCAAACAACUUUGGUUAAUUUUACUGUAACGAGAGAUGGAUUAGAAGAUCAAUUGUUAGCUGAAGUAGUUAAAGCUGAAAGACCUGAUUUAGAAGAACUGAAAGCGGAAUUAACCAAACAACAAAAUGAGUUUAAGAUACAACUGAAGAAAUUGGAGGAUAAUUUACUAUCUCGGCUUUCGUCAGCUGGAGAAAACAUACUAGGAGAUACGGCAUUGAUAGAAAAUUUAGAAAUCACAAAGAAAACGGCUGCUGAUAUCGAAAAAAAGGUCACAGAAGCCAAAGUGACAUCGCAUCAAAUAGAUCAAGCCAGAGAAUUUUAUCGGCCAGCUGCUGCUAGAGCGUCUCUUUUAUAUUUUAUUCUGAAUGACUUAAAUACAAUCAAUCCUAUUUAUCAAUUCUCACUAAAGGCUUUCAGUGUUGUAUUCCAAAAGGCUAUCUGUAAAGCCGAACCUGCAGACGAAGUGGCUCAAAGAAUAAGAAAUCUAAUUGAUUGCAUUACCUACUCAGUUUUCCAAUACACGUCGAGAGGGCUAUUUGAAUGUGAUAAAUUGAUUUUUGCGUCUCAAAUGACGUUCCAGAUUUUACUUAUGAGUGAAGAAGUAUCACCAGUGGAGCUAGAUUUCUUCCUCCGAUUCCCAGUUAAGCCUCACGUCACGAGUCCGGUAGAUUUUCUGUCUAAUCAGAGUUGGGGCGGAAUAUGUUCCCUGGCGAGUAAAGAUGAGUUUAGAAAUCUUGACAGAGACAUAGAAACGUCGCCAAAGAGAUGGAAAAAGAUUGUGGAAAUGGAGUGUCCUGAACGUGAGAAAUUUCCACAAGAAUGGAAAAAUAAAACUGCUCUUCAACGACUUUGUAUGCUCAGAGCUUUACGACCUGAUCGAAUGACGUAUGCAGUAGCAACUUACAUAGAAGAGAAGAUGGGCACUAAAUAUGUCGAAAAUAGGACUAUGGAAUUUAGUAAGUCGUUUGAAGAGACAAGUCCUACCACUCCAAUAUUCUUUAUUCUGUCUCCCGGAGUCAAUCCUCUCAAAGAUGUAGAGGCUCUAGGGAAAGCUAUGGGUUUUAAUACUGAUAAGGGUAACUUCCACAACGUCUCGUUGGGUCAGGGUCAAGAGGUGGUGGCCGAGCAAGCGAUGGAUGAAGCUCUGAAGAAAGGUCACUGGGUUGUAUUACAGAACAUUCACCUGGUUAAGAAAUGGUUGCCAAGCCUUGAAAAGAAGAUGGAAAGUUACGCGCAUGGAUAUCACGAAGAGUACCGGCUAUUCAUGUCUGCAGAGCCCGCUGCUACUGCGGCUGCCCACAUCAUACCGCAAGGGAUACUGGAGUCUAGCAUUAAAAUCACCAAUGAACCUCCGACGGGAAUGCAGGCAAAUCUUCAUAAAGCCCUUGAUAACUUUAACCAAGAGACUUUAGAGAUGUGUGGAAAGGAAGCUGAAUUCAAAGCCAUUUUAUUUUCUCUGUGCUACUUCCACGCCGUCGUUGCGGAAAGACGUAAAUUUGGUCCUCAAGGUUGGAAUAAGAUAUAUCCAUUUAACGUUGGUGAUUUAACGAUCAGCGUAUUUGUACUGUACAAUUAUUUAGAAGCCAAUUCUAAAGUACCCUGGGAGGAUCUACGAUAUCUGUUUGGUGAGAUAAUGUACGGCGGACAUAUUACUGACGACUGGGAUAGAAGAUUGUGUAACGCUUAUCUGGAAGAGUUAAUGCAACCUGACCUGGUGGAUGGAGAGUUGCAGCUGGCUCCAGGUUUCCCCGCGCCCCCUAACACAGACUACGCGGGCUACCAUCAGUACAUCGAAGAUGCCAUGCCCGCCGAGUCUCCUUAUCUCUACGGUCUGCACCCCAACGCAGAGAUCGGAUUCCUCACCACCACCUCGGAGAACCUGUUCAGAACUAUAUUUGAGAUGCAGCCAAGAGACGCACAGGCUUCUGGGGCUACUACUGUUACUAGAGAAGAUAAGGUCAAACAAAUGCUCGAUGAAAUAGCGGAGAAGCUGCCAGAGGAAUUCAACAUGGUGGAGAUAAUGGGCAAGGUCGAAGAGCGGACGCCAUACGUGAUCGUGGCGUUCCAGGAGUGCGAGAGGAUGAACCACCUCACUGGAGAGAUGAAGCGCUCCUUGAGGGAACUGGACUUAGGAUUAAAGGGAGAGCUUACCAUUACAUCAGAUAUGGAGGAGUUGGAAAAUGCUCUGUUUUUAGAUCAGGUGCCGGCGAUUUGGGCCAACCGGGCGUACCCGUCGCUGCUGGGACUGUCCGCCUGGUUUGUGGAUCUGCUGCUGAGACUGCGAGAGCUGGAGACCUGGGCAACAGAUUUUGUGCUGCCAACGUCAGUGUGGUUGGGAGGGUUCUUCAACCCUCAGAGUCUGCUGACGGCGAUUAUGCAGAGCACAGCGAGGAGGUACGAGCUGCCGCUGGAUAAGAUGUGCCUCCAGUGUGACGUCACCAAGAAGAUGAAGGAGGAAUUUACCAUCGCGGACUCCCGCGGGACGCCGAGAGAUGGCGCUUACGUGCAUGGUCUGUUGAUGGAGGGAGCGCGGUGGGACGCUCAGACCGGCAUCAUAAUGGACGCACGCCUCAAGGAUCUGUUCCCGCCGAUGCCAGUUAUCAACGUGCGGGCAAUAACACAAGACAAGCAGGACUUGCGAAACAUGUACGAGUGUCCCGUUUACAAGACCCGCACGCGUGGUCCUACCUACGUGUGGACUUUCAACCUGAAGACCAAGGAUAAACCCGCCAAGUGGACGCUAGCUGGGGUGGCGCUCUUGCUGCAGACAUAAAACUCAAAAGUCAUAAGCAAAAUAUUUUUUUCACGUAGGGCCAGAAAUAACACUUAUGAAUACCAAAUUCAAACAUUUUACCAUUAACCACCUACCAACUUACUUAGGAAAGGUUAAAUGCUUAAAUGAGAAGAGGCAAGAAACUCAUUGUCACUGAAAUAACGUAUGAAUACCAAAAUUAAAUAUUUUGUCAUUUACCACCAACUACUUACCACACUUACUUAGGAAAGUUUAAAUGCUUUAAUGAGAAGAGGCAAGAAACUCAUUGUCACUUAAAUUACGUAUGAAUACCAAAGUCAAACAUUUUACCAUCUACCACCUACUACUUACCACACUUACUUAGGAUAAGUUAAAUGCUUAAAUGAGAAGAGGCAGGAAACUCAUUGUCACCUUUAAAUUACGCAUUCAUACUGACUAUAUGACUGAAUAUUGGUAACGGCCGUAUGACAGCUGUGAUAAAACGUCGAUAAAAAUUGACUUCAGAACUAAUUUCUAUUUUUAGCACUUCACGCACACUAACACAAAGUGUCAUACAAAUUGCGAGUGUAAGACGUAGCUUGUCACGCGCACUAAUCUAAUAUUCCUGGCCUAUUUUUAUCGGUUCCCUAACAGCAAGAGACGUAUCUCGACGUAUAAAUUUAUUAUUAUUUAUUUAUAGCUUUAUUUCCUUACAUCUAUAAAUUUACUUAUAAAUUGUAUUUGUUAGUAUGUGUUAGUAUUUCACUGUUUUAAAUAAAAAUACUUAUUUUGUUAGUAAAAUUAGUUAUUAUUUCCGACAUAAGGACCGCCUUUAGCGGUAAAAGCCUCCUAUACGUAUAAAUUAUCGAAGUUAUUUUCAUUUGAGUAACCAUGAAUGUGUUUGUAAAUGAUAUGUCGUUGGGCUGUAUUUUCAUAAGUUUGUAUCUUUAUACCAUUAAUGUAAUAAAAAAAAAACAAUUAAGGAAAGUAUCACAAGUCACUAAAGUCCAUAGGCACAUUAAUUACAAGUGAUCAAAUCACGCCUCUUUAGACGAAAUAUUAAAAAGAUAUAAGAAAAUAC